Messenger RNA from Acyrthosiphon pisum (pea aphid), 1944 nucleotides. RefSeq lists its product as uncharacterized. The record is from RefSeq and is a predicted model, not a curated record. The transcript has 5 exons. Bases 1 to 1926 code for a protein of 641 amino acids. Lineage: Eukaryota; Metazoa; Arthropoda; Insecta; Hemiptera; Aphididae. Gene Ontology annotation, molecular function: zinc ion binding.
AUGGAUUGGAUCAGUAAGGCCCGGUUCUUGCAGCCACCAAUCGAUCAGGCCGAGAUGGUUGAUCAGAUCACGUCCCACUUCACCUUUAACAUUUCCAUUGCCCUCAGAGGUCUCCGUAUUACCACCACUAAUGAACUCGUUCAACAACUCUCCCACAUUCAGCAAGCUCAUUCCCCUCCAAAUAAUCAAAAUGCCCCCUCUUAUCAAAAUCAAAAUAAUCAAAAUCGAAAUUCAUUUAACAAUUCUUCUGGCCCCAAUCAACAAAAUAGAACUGUACAAAACUGGCAUGAAAAAUGGAGAUCUACACAUUUAGGCCCUCGUACUGGUCAAGGUGUAAUCAUGAAACUUAAAGAAAAGAAAGAAACAUAUAAUGAAAAUGGAGUAUUUAUUUUUAUUCAAGAUAAUCCUUUUGCAGUACUUAUACUUACACCAAUUAUGUUAAGAGCCCAUGAUUUACCACUUGCUAAAGAUAUAGUUUUUGUUGAUUCUACUAGUUCUUGUGACCCAGAAAAUCAUUGCAUCACUUUUUUAUUAACACCGUGUGCAGCUGGUGCUGCACCAUUGGGUGUUCUUAUAACAAAAGGUCAAAGUGAAGAAUCAUAUAAAGCUGGAUUUCUAUUGAUUAAAAAUAAUGUACAGAAUGCCUUUGGUGGGAAAGGUUUUCCUACCAUAUUUUUAACAGACAAUUCAGAUGCAGAAAUUAAUGCUUUGAAAGCAGUUUGGCCAAACUCAAAAUCUCUUCUUUGCAUAUUUCAUGUUUUACAAGCUGUUUGGAGGUGGCUUUGGGACGGUAAAAAUAAUAUAAACAAAGAAGACCGUCAACCUAUGAUGCAAUCAUUUAGAAAAAUGCUGUAUGCUGAAACAGUUGAAGAAGCUUAUGCCGCAUUUGAAGUUACUUUAGAAAUUGGAAAACGCUGGUGUUUAGCCUGGAGAGAUCACACAAAUAGAGGACAUCACACUAACAAUUUUAGUGAAGUUUCUGUAAGAAUAUUUAAAGAAAAUGUGCUGUGUAGAGUUAAGGCUUAUAAUGUUGUUUCAAUUGUUGAUUUUUGCUGCACCAAAUUAGAAGAUUAUUAUAGAAGGAAGUUUCAAGAAUUUUCAAAUGAUAGAAACCCCACAGCACGUAAAUAUUUUGAAAAAAUUAUUAAACUUUGUGACUAUGCUUCAAAAGACAAAAUAUAUGUUGAAAAUGAAGAGUAUUAUGUACCGAGUGAAGAAAACAAACAGCUCAUGUAUUGUGUUGAACCUACUAUUGGCAUUUGUUCAUGUAAAGUUGGAAUACAUGGGAAAUUUUGUAAACAUCAAGGUAUAGUUUACAAAUAUUUUAAUAAAAUUGGAGUUAAUUUUCCUCCAGUAACCAUAGAAGACAAAUACUUAAUAGCAAAACUGGCAUUAGGUGAAAAAGUACCAAAUAAGACAUUUUACGAGGGCUUAUUACCUACAGAAGUAGUUCAUACACAGUCACCUAUAUCUCAUGACAUUCAUCAAGAUUCAAAUAAAAAGAGUUCAACAGAAAGUAUGCACAUUGUAAAAGAACACAAUCCCAAUUUAGAAAAACAAGAUUGUUUAUCCAUAUUAGAUGAUAUUACUCAGAAAUUGUCUAAUAAUGUAAUAAAGUAUGGUGAAUCAACUUAUGAGAAUUUGUUAAAAUUCAAAAAUAGAUUAGAUAAAAUACACACAGAAGGGCAGUUUAAUACUUUUUUAGCAACAGCAGGUACAUCCUCGUUAUCUCUUAGACAUAGAGACGUAGCAUCAAUAAAAGUACAACCAACUACAAUAGCUAGGAGAAGACCAGGAAUUACUAGAGGAAGUAAACGUUUGCUUGCAGGUAGACCAGCAACAAGUGAUAGUAACCGUCCCAAAAAGAAACCCAGAAAUUUACUGCAUAACAUUAAAAAUUGUGUUACUAAUGCAAAAUCACAUUAAUAAAAUUAUAUUAUAUUA